This is a messenger RNA of Vigna umbellata (rice bean), 624 nucleotides long. The record is from RefSeq and is a predicted model, not a curated record. NCBI's taxonomy places the organism in Eukaryota, Viridiplantae, Streptophyta, Magnoliopsida, Fabales, Fabaceae.
CCAUUCAAAUAUAGCACUGAGUUCACUCAGUUUAGUAGCUCCAGAAAAAUGGGACAGUCUUCUGUAAUCUUCCUCUGCGCUCAUCUUCUUCUUCUUCUCUUCUUUUCUCCAUCAACUUAUGCCUCUGCAUCCGAUGAGGCGGCGCUGCUGGCGAAGAGGCUCAUCAGUGACCUCAAUCUGUUCCCCGAUGAUGCCGUCAACUUCGUUCCCGUUGCUAAUUCCUCGCUCCAACCGCGCAAGAUCGUCGAGAAGCGCCUCAGGUUCCCGAACCUGGUUGCUUCGGAUUCCGAGCCUUCGGUUGAGGAUUUGGGUCACCAUGCUGGUUAUUACCCCAUUGAGCAUUCACAUGCCGCUAGGAUGUUCUACUUCUUCUUUGAAUCACGUAACAGGAAGGAGGAUCCUGUCGUUAUUUGGUUGACAGGGGGACCUGGGUGUAGCAGUGAAUUGGCUUUGUUUUAUGAAAAUGGCCCUUUCAAAAUUGCUGAUGACUUGUCUCUUGUUUGGAACGAGUAUGGUUGGGACAAGGUAUUUGAUAUUCACUUUAUCAAUGUUAUAUGUGCAUGUGUGUAUGCAGGUGAUGGAAACAAUCUAAAAUCUAAUUUUGAAUGAAUUCAUAUUGCUUCU